Messenger RNA from Drosophila pseudoobscura, 864 nucleotides. RefSeq names its product Cuticular protein 49Af (gene Cpr49Af). The record is from RefSeq and is a predicted model, not a curated record. Gene Ontology annotation, cellular component: chitin-based extracellular matrix. The coding region runs from base 404 to 784 and encodes 126 amino acids. NCBI's taxonomy places the organism in Eukaryota, Metazoa, Arthropoda, Insecta, Diptera, Drosophilidae. The transcript is spliced from 2 exons. Gene Ontology annotation, molecular function: structural constituent of chitin-based larval cuticle.
CGAACGAGAACCAGAAUCAGGGUGAUGCUGAUGCUGGUGACAAGUUCCCAUAGAAGUCGACACGGCAUUAUUAUUAUUUAUUUAUUUUGAAAACAACGUGGAAGCGUACGAAACGAAGCGCCGGAUCGGGUUGAAGUUGUCUGCACCAAAUUUCACACCCAUUUUCGAAAGGCCAAACGAAUCGAAACAAGUUCAAUAUUAUUUAUUGGCCAAAUUUUAAUUCAUGUUAAAUAUUUUAGUACAGGAAUGUUUUUUAUGUGGCUCUCCUCUCGGAAUCCGCUAAUUCCGUUGCCUAUAUAAGAGCCUUUGUUUACCAACUGGAACUGACAGUCGCUUCGAGACACUUGCUUGGACUGUUUUAAGAUUAUUGACUAAACAUAUUACCGGUUACUGAUUGAUCGCAAUGAGAACUCUACUGCUGCUUGUCGGGUUCGUGGUCGCUGCUUGGGCCUCGGACACGAGUGACCUGAUCUCCCAAGAAUCGAAUGUGGAGUACAACGGAAAAUAUCACUAUCACUACGAACUCGCCGAUGGCUCCAAGGCCACUCAGGACGGACUCCUAAAGACGGUGAAUGCCGAGCACGAUGGCGAAGCGGUCCAUGGCAAAUACUCGUUUGUGUCCGACGAUGGCAACACCUAUGUGGUGUCCUACACCGCCGACGAGAAUGGAUAUCAUGCGGUGGGCGAUCACCUGCCCACACCGCCGCCCACGCCCCUGUCUGUUCUAAAGACUCUGGAGUACCUCAAGCUGCAUCCCUACAACCCCCCAGAGAAGCAGCACUGAGGAUCCGACUAGGACCAAGCGCAAAUGUGAUUAGAACCAAAAGAACUGAGAACAAUUAAACAAUACUAUGAUCAAUUCAA